CAGUAUUCGCUAUGGGAGUCGCAAUGGGGGAGGGGACUCCAAACGCUUUUACUAACCUAUGUGGGCCAUAAUAAUCCUGCUCUUGCUGCAUUGACUAUUGAGCAUCUUACGGGUACUGGCCAGCACACGGACCCGGUGGCUCAGGCGAGGGAUAUUCCGCGGGAAGCGCUUGACGCCACGCGGAAUGAAGCAAAGAAGGCUCUGCUUAAAAUACCUGACUCUCAAAAGCCACAAAAGGCUUUUACUACCAUUACUCAGGAACCUCGGGAGCCUUAUAUGCAAUUUAUUGACAGAUUAAAGCAAGCCUUAGAGCGCCAGAUAGAUAAUGUGGAAGCGCGGGGGCGGUGGCGGCAGCGAAAUGGCGGCGGCGGCGGCGGUCGGGCGCGCAGUGCCGGCGUGGCGGCGGCGGCUGCUGUGCCUCUGUGUGUGCGCCGCGCUGCUGCUGCCGGCGGCGCGGGGCCUCACCGAGGGGCUGUACUGCGGCCGCCGGGUGUGCUACGAGGUGCUGGGCGUCAGCCGGCAGGCCAGCAAGGCGGAGAUCGCCCGCGCCUACCGGCAGCUGGCCCGCAAGUACCACCCCGACCGCUACCGCGGGGAGCCGGCCGCGCUGGGCGGCGGCCCGCAGGCGGCACACGAGAAGUUCCUCCUCAUCGCCACCGCCUACGAGACGCUCAAGGUGAGAGAGCGGGGACCGCCGCCGCGGCCGGAGCCGCUCCGGAUGAAGAAAUGCGCAAAGAUUAUGACUACAUGUUGGAUCAUCCUGAAGAGUAUUACAGGCAUUAUUAUCACUACUACAGCAGGAGAUUGGCACCGAAAGUGGAUGUUAGAAUAG
Molecule: messenger RNA, 832 nt
Organism: Tyto alba (common barn owl)
Lineage: Eukaryota; Metazoa; Chordata; Aves; Strigiformes; Tytonidae
Product: dnaJ homolog subfamily C member 25-like
Exons: 1
Coding region: 326-832 (168 amino acids)
Biological process (GO): protein folding
Cellular component (GO): endoplasmic reticulum membrane
Source: RefSeq, a predicted model, not a curated record